CGCGCGGCUUCCCCCUCAGCGUACUCGAGUAAGUAAAGAAAACCCCCAAAGCGCCAGAAGAGCCAAUACUCCAAAAAAUACUACGGCGGUUCCUCGAGUACCCUAGCCUCCGAGGCAGGCCGUUUGCAACCUACCCGCACCUCAGCAGCCUCCUCCUCCUCCGAUCCAUCCAUGGUGUGAGCGCCGAAAUGUUUAUCCGCAUCACGUGACAUCGAAUUACCAAUUCCGCGCUAAAUCUUAAGAGACGUUCGUAGAUACGACCAAAAAGUCCCAGAGCCUCAAGAGAGGCCGUUUCAGACGCAACUCCCCAUCCACACAAUGCGCGCCACGAUACUGCGACGCUUCCUCACGCCGGCUAUAUGGAGGCCGGUGGUGCCAAUGGCUGCGCCUAGGGCUGCUGUGCUGUUGAUUUCGAAGAUUGCGCCGGCGGCAAGGGCGUUCAGCAGUACCCCGUCUGUUCUGGCGACUUUGAAUCAAGUCGCUAAGGGAUGCCGCAAACCCCAACGCGCUCGUAAACAAACCUCCCCAGCCAUGUCCACAGUCUGCGCCCCCGAGCUCAAAGGCGUCUGUCUCAAAGUCGGCAUCACGAAGCCCAAGAAGCCCAAUUCCGCCGACCGUAAAACGGCGCGUGUGCGUUUAAGCACGGGGAGAGUGGUGAAUUGCUAUAUCCCGGGUGAGGGACAUAAUGUGCAGCAGCAUUCGGUGGUGUUGGUGAGGGGGGGACGGUCGCAGGAUUGUCCGGGUGUGAGAUAUCAUUUGGUUAGGGGGGCGCUGGAUUUGGGUGGUGUUGGAAACAGAGUUACUAGCCGUUCGAAGUACGGGACGAAGAAACCGAAGAAGGCUGCUGUAGAAUAAGGGGAUGCCGGUCGGACACAGGGGGGAGGAGAGGUGGUGCAAGCUGGAUGUGCAAAUAAACUGUAUCCCAUACAUUGUAGGCGUUAAAGAGAGGGAAAUGUACCACUAUCAAAUUUAACACGGACUCUGCAUGGUCAAAAUGGAAGAAUUGUACGCAGGGUUAGCACAAAUACUCAUGAGUACUAGGUCACGUGCAAACCACGUGACUUUUAAUUUAAAGAGCUUUAUUGUGGGGGAAUGUUCGAGGUUUUGGAAAAAACAUAUGCAAGUUGAGAGG
This is a messenger RNA of Pseudogymnoascus destructans, 1132 nucleotides long. RefSeq lists its product as uncharacterized. The record is from RefSeq and is a predicted model, not a curated record. Gene Ontology annotation, molecular function: structural constituent of ribosome. The transcript is spliced from 3 exons. Gene Ontology annotation, cellular component: ribosome; small ribosomal subunit. Gene Ontology annotation, biological process: translation. Lineage: Eukaryota; Fungi; Ascomycota; Leotiomycetes; Thelebolales; Thelebolaceae. Bases 319 to 855 code for a protein of 178 amino acids.